GGUGUCUGAAUAGAUACUAAUUCAAAUAGUGAUGCGGUGUCAUACUUCCUGGAAGAGAUGCGUGUAGUGUGAAAUCGGUAGUAACCCAUUACACGCUUCCCUGCUUUCGAACCAUUGGAACAAGUGGAAGUCUAUUACAGUGCUAUUGCGUCUAACAACAUUGGGUCGACGGCGAUCAAAACCUGCCACCCUACCGCAGCCGCUAUAAAAGUUCUGUUGAUGGAACUACUAAUAAAGGCCCCCUACUCUUUCAAUUUCAGCAAGUAGAGUGUCUUCUGUGCGGACGCUUGCCCAGAUGAAUCUCACGUGCACAUGGCUAGAGGCCAUACUUUACGAAGUCAAGUAAUUCGUUCACUUUCGUUCACUUCGCAUGAGGCAUGGGUGAACCUGAAUAAAAAAUCAUUGUUAUUUUUUUAUAGCAGGCUUCUGCUCUUUGCUGCCUCCUUCCAAUUCGCGAUGGCAACUGCGCAUGUGACAUUGAUGUUUGUGCAAGCGACGAUUGGAUUCACGAAUACAACGAUUGCUGCCACCAAAGAAAACCACAUUUCCUUAGUCAUUGUCGAUGCAAUCAUUUGCUCAAGAACUGCUUUUGGUCAGUACAUGCAGGAAGAGACUCAUUAUAUGGAUAGCUCGCUGUAGAACGCAUCCAUAUUCUAUUCGCUGCAUUACCAUGUGAACGUGACUUCUCACAGCUACCGCUUCUAUCGCCGUCACCUUGCUCGCACCUAAAAACGCCAGCAUCUUUUCACAUACUUUUCGAGUUUUCGCAUUGUCUGGAUAGUCACUCGAGAUGAUCUUAAAUGCUACAGUAACUGCUGGUAUCAUGUACCACAUCUGGCGAACAGGACAACAGACAGCUGCUCUGACUAGUUACUUCAGGUACAGAAGCACCGUCAUGGCAAUCAUGGAAUCAGAUUGGGGCGCUCAUAACAACUUGUCCAUGCGUGAUGUUCUGUUUAUGGGCAGCAGGUAAUAUUGCGGGGACGUAGCAAUCAGUAUUGCAAUACAAGUCGCUACAAUGUCCCCUCUCCUUAUUAUCGUCCGUGCCGGUCUUGGA
This is a messenger RNA of Suillus subaureus, 1057 nucleotides long. RefSeq lists its product as uncharacterized. The transcript has 6 exons. The record is from RefSeq and is a predicted model, not a curated record. NCBI's taxonomy places the organism in Eukaryota, Fungi, Basidiomycota, Agaricomycetes, Boletales, Suillaceae. Bases 313 to 639 code for a protein of 108 amino acids.